GACGCUCUCCGUCAACAUCCCUCGCACGAGAACCAGACAAAGUAACUAAUAAAAGUAGGAGGCGGAGCAGUCAUGCUGUUGCUCUGCCUUCCGACCCAUUCUUCUGCGUCUUCCUUCGGCGGUCCUACUUCCAGUAGAUUGAGCUCGAUAGCGUCGCACUGCGUCUUGAAGCACCAGAUCGAGCUGGCCGAGAGAUCUGGAAAAAGGGAUGGCGUUGAAUCGCGGCUACAAGCUCCAGGAGAUUGUAGCACACGCUUCUGAUGUGAAGUGUGUGUCAAUUGGGAAGAAAUCGAACAGAAUUUUUGUCACGGGUGGUGAAGAUCGCAAAGUUAACCUAUGGGCAAUUGGUAAGCCAAAUCCACUAUUGAGUCUAUCAGGCCAUAUGAAUUCUGUAGAGUCAGUGGUGUUUGACUCAGCAGAGGUCUUGGUUCUUGGAGGAUCAUCAAAUGGCAUAAUUAAGCUUUGGGAUCUGGAAGAGGCAAAGAUUAUUCGGACACUUACUGGGCACAGAUCAAAUUGCACUUCUGUUGAAUUCCAUCCAUUUGGUGAAUUCUUUGCUUCUGGUUCUUUGGAUGCUGAUCUUAGGAUAUGGGAUAUUAGAAAGAAGGGAUGCAUUCAUACUUACAAGGGCCACACUGGGGGAAUUAGAAAAAUUAGAUUUACACCAGAUGGACGAUGGGUUGUUACAGGAGGAGCAGAUAACGUGGUGAAGCUGUGGGAUUUAACAGCAGGAAAGCUUCUGCAUGAUUUUAAGUUCCAUAAUGGACCAAUUAGGUGUAUUGAUUUCCAUCCUCAUGAGUUUCUACUUGCAACAGGUUCUGCUGAUCGAACUGUGAACUUCUGGGACCUAGAGACCUUUGAAUUAAUAGGCUCUGCAGGGCCUGAGGUUACCAGGGUAUGCUCAAUGAUCUUUCACCCAGAUGGAAAAUCUCUCUUCUGUGGGUUGGAUGCAGCCUUAAAGGUUUUCUCUUGGGAACCAAUAAGAUGCCAUGAUGCUGUUGAUAUGGGGUGGUCCACUUUGGCUGAUCUCAGUGUUUAUGAAGGAAAACUUUUAGGAUGUUCCUACCAUGAAAAUUGCAUUGGACUUUGGCUAGCUGAUAUAUCACUCAUUGCUCCAUAUGCUCUUGGAGUGGUUCCAAAAGUAAAUGUGACUGUUGAACCUACUUAUGUUCAAGGAGAAAUCCAUUCCCUGGAAUUGACCGAUAUCAGCAAGAAAUCUAAUACAACACCUACCUCUGAGUAUCAAGAAAUUGGAGUUAAAACUAAGGAGACCAAAAAAGGAUCAUUCUUAACCUCUGAUGAUUUUCUGCCAAGUAUAACACCUGUAUCUAAUUCAGAUUAUGCAUCCACUACCCCAUCAGUGAUUUUGAGUAGAGUUAUAAGGGAUAAAACCUCUUCCGGUGGCAUCACUGGUCCACAAAAAAUUGAUUCUAGGAUUACUUCGGAAGCAUCAAUCAGAAGUGCUGCCACAUCCAAAGUUGUACGAGGUUCUCUUAAUUCCUCAAAUAGAAGUUCACAAAUUUUGCCUUCAAAGAGUACUAUGUUGACUUCUAUUUCUACUAGUGCAAAAGAAAUUAGUUUGGUUAAUGCAAAGCAACGCCCGAUGGUGCAAGCAUCUUUGGGAACACAUUCUCCAGUGUCCAUGUCGGUUGUUGUACCUAGAGACAACAGAGAUCUGGACAGUUUCAAAGUUAAAAACAUCACUCCUGAGACAAUUUCCCAUAAUUUAAGAUUGAACAGACCUGCUCAUAAGCAUAAGCCAUCAUUUGCUUCUGGAGAUAGCAAGGGCCAACUGGUAGAGAAAGCAUCUGUGAACAUGAGUGAGAGAUGUGAUUCAGAUAUUAAUUUAAGACUGUUCUCUGGUGUUGCUGGGAACCAUGAUGCUGCAGAAACUGAUAAAAGAGAACAUGACAAAACCAGAGACAUUGCCAGAGAUUUUGAAAGAGUAGUAUCACUAGAGCAGCCUGUACACUCUCAGAAUGACCAUUGUGAGGAGUUGACAUGCUCGAGCAGUGAAACAAAAUCAGUGACAUAUGUUAGGGGAGUUGCUGUUCAACUUGGGAAGACGCGGACUCUAGUUGAAUGCUGGGAGAAAAGAGAGAGAUCUAGUAGUGGGAACAGGAAAGGAUUGCUGCUACAUGACGAACAGAAAGAAUCAGAGCAGAGUUCUGAAAGACACUUGUCAAUAUCAGAAGUUGAUUUCAGUCCAGAGACAUUCGUUCAAAAUCAUGAUGCAUUUGUAAAUUCUUUGAAAUCUCGCCUAAUGAAGUUACAGAUGGUGAAACAUUUUUGGGAACAAAACGGCAUUAAAGGUGCAAUAGGUGCAAUGGCCAAGUUGCUUGACUAUUCUGUCCAGAUUGAUGUGAUCAACAUUCUCAAGGAGAAAAUUGAUCUUUUUACCCUUGAUCUAUUCUCACUCUUGUUGCCUCUUUUUGUUAGUUUACUUAGCAGCAACAUUGAGAGGCAUAUUAUUGUUGCCUUGAGUCUGCUGUUAGAGCUCGUUAAGUCAUUCAAACCAGUUAUUACUUCAACAAUAACCGCAUCUUCAACUGUGGGGGUUGAUAUUCAAGCAGAACAGAGGCUGGAGCGUUGCAUCCAUUGUUUCAACCAUUUGGAAAAGAUAAAGCAACUUCUUCCUCCAUUAAUUAGGAGAGGAAGGGGAGUAGCAAAGCAUGCUGGAGAACUCAACAUAGUUUUACACAGCUCAUGACCAAAUGAACAUCUGAUUUCCUUAUAACCUUUUUAUAUGCCUGAUCAGGAUUUCAUGCUCAACUACACUGGCAUGACAUACAACAGCAAUCUUCAAUUCCAUCAAGUUCAGCAUGGCCAAUUCUAUAUCGUAAGCAUAUUGAUAUAUCGUAAUGUAUCAUUGUUUGUGUUUUCCUAUUUUGCCGUGAGAAACUUGUAGACUUGUGAUAUUAUACCUUACUGGAUUUUGUGAACACAAAUAUUAUUGUAUUUUACAAUGAAAAGAGAAACUUGUAGACUUGUUUCACCUACGCAA
Molecule: messenger RNA, 3004 nt
Organism: Zingiber officinale
Lineage: Eukaryota; Viridiplantae; Streptophyta; Magnoliopsida; Zingiberales; Zingiberaceae
Product: katanin p80 WD40 repeat-containing subunit B1 homolog KTN80.2-like
Exons: 18
Coding region: 209-2710 (833 amino acids)
Biological process (GO): microtubule depolymerization; microtubule severing
Cellular component (GO): katanin complex
Molecular function (GO): microtubule binding
Source: RefSeq, a predicted model, not a curated record